This is a messenger RNA of Metarhizium album ARSEF 1941, 1530 nucleotides long. RefSeq lists its product as uncharacterized. The coding region runs from base 1 to 1530 and encodes 509 amino acids. The transcript has 2 exons. The record is from RefSeq and is a predicted model, not a curated record. Lineage: Eukaryota; Fungi; Ascomycota; Sordariomycetes; Hypocreales; Clavicipitaceae.
AUGGGCACUGCAACCGAGUUCUACCGGUCCCAGAUCGGAGGCACGUCGGUCAUCAAUUACUCGUACACCGACUUUCCUUUGAAGCUUCUUCUCAAGGACGUCUACUAUUUUUUCGUGUACAGCUGGGCAUUGCCGUGGAUUCUGCUGCCUCUGAGACCCUGCGGCUCCGGUGAACUCGACGAACUGUAUCCCAGCUGGAGCAAUGCUUUUUGCAUUCUGAUCCAUUUCAUCCUCGUGCUGCUCCAGCUCGCAUUCGUUUUGAUCCUGCCAGUGGGCAUUAUUUUCCCCCUUUGGAUUACCGUGCUCGGGGCCGGGGCUUUUAUGACUUUGAAUUGGGCAUUGUGCAAAUUACUCAACGGCACAGGAAUCACAUUUCACUCAGAUGAGAAGUAUGCGAAACCGCGUCCGGAACACGCACAUGAACAAUGGGUAUUUCUCAAUGGCGUCGCUGUUGGAGAACACUGGAUGAUGGCCAACUUGAAUCGACUGGCCAUUACAUUUGGACGUCCAAUCCUGGGAAUUCAUAACCGAACGUCGGGAAUACUCUUCGACGUCAUCGAGUGCCUGAUUCAGCGCAACCUGAGCUUCGCCACGUCAGACGUGCGUAUUUGCUACAAGCUUCUCAGGAACGUCUUGUACGACCCGAGCAAGUCCAAAGUCGUCUUCAUAUUACACUCUCAGGGCGGCAUAGAAGGUGGCCUAGUUCUGGAUUGGUUGUUGCAAGAGAUGCCGCAAGAUCUUCUUUCUAAACUCGAAGUGUACACGUUUGGAAACGCGGCCAAUCACUUCAACAACCCUCACCGCCAUAUUGCGUCCCAAAUGCUAUCGAGAGCCAAUCCCCUCGUCGCCAUCAGAACGUUCUUCUCCGAGUCGAGCUUUUCUGCUGCUGUUCCGGGUCUUGUCGGUGCAGAAAACGGACAUGCCAAGGGAGGAAAUCCCCAUCGCUCGACAACCAACGAGACAUGCGAAUCUUUCUCAUCUUCACGCAUCUCGUCGGCAGCCAAGGACAGGGCCAUCGGUCACGUGGAACAUUACGCACACUCGACUGAUUUCGUUGCCAUGUGGGGAGUCUUGCAUUUUGCCACAAAUCGAAUGGGUUCCCGUCAACUUCCUCGGUUCCUUGGGCGACUUUUCAACCGCGCGACUGGCAGUGGUGGACACCAGUUCAACCAACACUACCUAAACGGCAUGUUUCCACUGGAGCGCGACAAGAAAACGGGCGAGUUCAUAGGUGCUGACGAAGAGAACGCCUUCAUGGAGGAGGUCAUCAAGUUUGGCAAGGAAGGCGAUGCCAUGGAGAAUGCAAGAGAAGCAUUCGACAUCUCUUACCUGGGAACAGAGGGAUUUGGAACCGGCCACAUAACAACGCCAGUCGAAGUCCACGGAGUCAAGGGCAGGAAGCGGACAAAGACGCAUGUCAAGGUCAAGGAGCUAAGCAGACUCUGGAGCUAUAGAAACGGACAAUCCCCGGGAGACACGCCACCAAAUCUCGUCAUUGAAGCCGGGGCCUGUCGCAAUGCGACCAUGUAG